UCAUGAUUUCACAAGUCAGUGUCCCUCCCAACAAAAGUCACAACCUUUUUCCUCACUUUUCUCCUCCUCUCCAUCAUUCUACUCUCUUCCAUUCUCACCUUACACAGAAAAUAAAAAUAACCUGUUUGUUAUUCAUGUGCACAUUGUUUCACUAACUACAAAGAUAAUUUAUCAACUAGCUAUAGCUUUGUACACACAGUGUGAGUGAUGUGCAACAAGAAUAGUACUCCUCCAACAAAAACAAAAUCGGUUACUAUGAAGAAGAAGAAAAAACAAACCAAUAAAGAUUCAAUUUCUACAUCUUCUACUUCUUCAUCUUCUUCCUCUUCUCUUAAACCUCACCGACGUAGAAACAGAACAAAAACAAGAAAACCAAAGUUUCUAAGUCUCCGUCUACAACUAUCCCAAAACCAAAACAACAAACCCAAAAAAACAACAAAACAACAACAGGAACCUCAACUGAAUCAUCUGUUCCCUCUACACUCAGAAACCGACAUGCAAGAAGAAAACAACGUAGCGUUACUCUUCACCUCCGACGAUGGAGCAACGUUAAACGGUCUUUUAGAAGACGAUUCGACAACGUUAACGGCGGCAACUUCAGGGGAGGAAUCGCUGUCGGUGAUGAGGUGUCCGGCGAUGGAGGGGUUAGUUAGGAAGGCGAUGAGGAAGAGAAGUGAUGAAGGGAGUGAAGAGAGAUGGGUUAGUUAUUCGGAGGUUGUUGAAGAGAAGAAGGAAAUGAUGGAGGAAGUGAAUAGUUGUAUUGGGAUCGAAACGACAUCGUUUGGGUCAUUGUCGUUGAAGCUGGAUCAUGAUGGGAUAUUGAAUGCUUGGUCUGAUAAAGGUCCUCUUUAUGUCGAUGCUGGAGAUGAGGCCCCACAGACGGUUCCUGAUUUGUUCAAUGCUUCCUCCUUUCCUCCCAACAAUGCGUGGGAUGGUUGUGGGUGUGAUGUUGUUGGGAACACAUGGAAAGUUCCUGAAGGUUGUGGAGCUAACGAUAUUAAGGUGAAGGAAGAAAUGGGUUGGAAGCUUGGGCAGAGAGAAGCAAGUUUGCUUAGAUACAAAGAGAAGAGGCAAAGCAGGCUCUUUGCCAAGAGGAUUCGUUACGAAGUUCGCAAGUUGAAUGCUGAAAAGCGGCCUAGGAUGAAGGGACGAUUUGUGAAGAGGGAAUGAAAGUGUAGACUGUAAUAGACCAUUGUUCCAAAUAAGAAUGUUGUCAAUAUUUCAACGUCGAAAUAGAAAUUUUGUGCGAUCUUGAUAAAAUCACGGGGAAGUUUGUGUUCGGACGCUAUACUAAAGCAACAUGUAAGAUCAAAAAGUGUUACUUUUUAUAAAUUCUUAAGUCUCGACCUUUUUUGAGGCUGGAAUGAGUUUGACAAUGUUUUCAGUUUUAAAUCCGUUUGAUUUCGAUCUAAGGGUUUAUAGAAACAGUCAAGCAUGUUGUACAGUGCAGCUAAAUGUAUAUGUUUCCCUGAAGGACUGUCUUUUGGAAUUUCUAACGAAGCUUAUAAUGUUGGAGGGUUAUAACUUCAACACAUUGGGAAACUCAUGGACCAAGUGAGUUGUGUAAUAAUAUUCGACACUGAAAAAACAAUGUGUAAUUAAAUAGUUACUACGAAUGAAGAUUCUUUAUUUUCUUGUUCCAUAGUAAAUCAAAUUAGUUUUAAUGAA
Cicer arietinum (chickpea) is the source of this 1668-nucleotide messenger RNA. RefSeq lists its product as uncharacterized. Gene Ontology annotation, cellular component: nucleus. NCBI's taxonomy places the organism in Eukaryota, Viridiplantae, Streptophyta, Magnoliopsida, Fabales, Fabaceae. Gene Ontology annotation, molecular function: protein binding. Gene Ontology annotation, biological process: regulation of DNA-templated transcription. The record is from RefSeq and is a predicted model, not a curated record.